AUGAUACUCGGAUAUGUUACUAGAUACGCCGAAUUUCGUCGCUUUCAAAUUGAACCAGAAUUGACGACAACCCCGCCAACAUACCCAUCUAUUCUUUCAAUUUUCGGGAGGACAUUCGCUUUUGUAGCUUUCCCCAAGAAUCUUCUAUACACUGCUACUACAUAUGGUGAGGUCCAACGCCCCAUCUGUAUGCCUCUGCUGGCUGGGAGCGUCUAUAUCGUCCAAGGGAAACGACACAUCCAGAGUCUAUGGAAGGCAUCCGCAAAGUCCAGCUCAACAGCAUUGCACAUCUUUACACUCCAAUACUGGUUUGCCAUGCCUCAGAAGACUAUCAGGCGAUACGCAGCAGACAACUCCGGUUUCGGUCCUAAGCCUCAUCCAGGGAGCAAUGUGAAGCCGAAUAACCGAACAGAUCGAAUUAGCCACAUCGUAUUCAAGGAGUCCUUAGCCGGCCCUGAUGCACCGUCCAUUUGCCAGAAUUUUGCUGUGCGGUUCUCCCAAAGAAUCACCGGUCUUGAGAUCGCUGAUACGUGGACAAGAAUGCCAGAUCUCGUCGAGUUUUUCCAGGAGCAUAUGACGCCUGCAAACACUGAAUCGCUGUGGGGUCUCCACCUAACCGAAAACACGUCGUACUGCUCCGAUUUCUGGGCAUUCACUAGUCGUCUUCAGUAUUUAUCAUAUCGCUUUCCACAAUGGCUGAUCCCAAAUUUGCACGCACGGAGAGAUCGGCUUUUGGCUGCGAUGAAGCAGUGGCAACACCAUGGGACGGACAACCAGACUCCUCCCUGGGAACAAAAGGGAUAUGAUGUCCAAUAUUGGGGUUCCCCGACGAUGCGAAAGUGGCAGAAAAUGUUUCGUGAUAUGGACGAUUCCGAUGACGACGGCAUGGCGUCUGUAAAUCUGGCUUUUUCAUGGGCAGUGAACUCGAAUGUUAUCCCGUCUGCCUUCUGGACUGUUCUCGAAGUCUUCCAACGACCAAAACUGCUUGCUGAAGUGCGGAGCAGGCUUCCGCGCAUAAGUUCGACAUCAGAUUUGCUCCACGUCAUCUCCCAGCCAGAGCACAGAGCGGCAUUUUGUGCUGAUCCUUUGCUGCAAUCCAUCUUCGCCGAAACCCUUCGACUGAAGGUCCAUGUCUACACCGCGCGGCGAUUCAUCCACAAUAGUAUCGACUUGGGCGGUUGGGAGAUUCCACAGGACAAACUCUGCCUCGUGUCAUCCCAUCCAGCUCAUAGACAUGGGAAAGAAUGGAAUACCGCGGAGGGUAAACGUCCUUUAGAUGAAUUCUGGCCGCAUAGAUUUCUUUUCCAUCCGGGAUCCAUCCCAGUGUCUUCAGACUUCGAUUCAACGCAAACGCUUAGUACAGAUAAUAGCGGGGUUUACUUUUCUCUUGAGGGCCUCGAAGGGUGUUGGAUUCCAUUUGGUGGUGGGCCGAGGGGUUGCCCAGGUCAGAAGUUAGCAAAGCACCACAUGAUUACAGUGCUGGUUGCAAUGGUACUUCUCUUUGAUAUUGACGUCCUCGCCGAUGAGAAGGCUCUUCGGCUUGAUGAGACCAAAUAUGGAGCAGGUGCUCUGCAUCCGAUGGGUAAAAUAUCAUAUAGGAUAAGGAGAAAAUUCUGA
Lindgomyces ingoldianus is the source of this 1617-nucleotide messenger RNA. RefSeq names its product cytochrome P450. NCBI's taxonomy places the organism in Eukaryota, Fungi, Ascomycota, Dothideomycetes, Pleosporales, Lindgomycetaceae. Gene Ontology annotation, molecular function: steroid hydroxylase activity; heme binding; oxidoreductase activity, acting on paired donors, with incorporation or reduction of molecular oxygen. The transcript has 2 exons. Bases 1 to 1617 code for a protein of 538 amino acids. The record is from RefSeq and is a predicted model, not a curated record.